AUGUCACUGGCAGAAGAAUUGCUUGCUGAUCUGGAAGAAGAUGGCUAUGAUGAUAGUGAACCUAUGAUCAUAGAAGAUGAGGCUUCUCGUGAACUUCAAGACAAUGCUUUGGUUCCAAAACAAACUGGUAUUUUGAACAAUAUUUUAUUAAUAUUAUAUAUAUCAAAUUAAUAAAAUAAUAAUAAUUAGUACUUUUUUGAAUUUACUUAUAGAUUUUAAAAAUGUUAAAAUUCGGGAUCUUGCUAAACUACGUGAUUCAAAGCGCCUAAUAGAUAUAAUGCUACAAAUAGAUAUAUUUCAAAGCAAGCAACGAAAUGGUGAUGAAGUUUUAGGACCGUCCGAAUCUGAUCCUGAAUAUCUGCUCAUUGUCGAAGCAAACAACUUGGUUGUUGAAAUCGAUGAUGAAAUUUGUAUGAUAUUUAAAAUAUUUAAUAGUUUAGAAAUCAAUUUUAAUUGUAUUGAUUUUGUUUUUCAGUAAUCAUACAUAAAUUUGUUCGAGAUAAAUAUUCAAAACGAUUUCCAGAGUUAGAAUCUUUAGUCGUUGGUCCAUUAGAAUAUGUGCAAACAGUUAAAGAACUUGGAAAUACUCUUGAACAAUCAAAAAACAAUGAAGUACUUCCAACAUUUCUUACUCAAGCUACUAUUAUGGUAGUUUCUGUAACUGCAUCAACAACUCAAGGGUAAACAUAUUUUUAAUUAUUUUAUAUUUACUAUUCAUUGUAACAAUUUGUACAGUUUCUAGUAUCAUAGACUAGUGAUUAUCUACAAAGAUUUGGAGUAUAAUUGAUUUUUAUUUUUUCCGGUAUUGUAUUAUGUAGAUAUUUUGAAAAUUUUACUUUUGUUUCGUGUACAGUUAUAGUGCUAAUCAGUUUGACUAUAAUUGUCAUAUAACAUUAGCAAAUAUCAACUACUGUUGGUUAAAUUACAACCCAUAUUUUUUUGAAGCUCCGAUAUUCUCAAUAUUUUGUUGAAAAAUCAUGGAUGUACUCUCAAGUAGUUAAAAAAAUAAAAAAAUGUAGAUACUACUAUUGGGUACAUAAAGUUAUUUAUAUCAGUAAGCAACGAUAAACCAUUGCUAACAAAAUACUAUUUUGAGCGAAGUUCAGUUUUAGUUAUUUUGAAAAUAGAGAUUAAAAUUCACCAUCUAGUUCAGCAAUUCCUAAAGUGUGCGUCCUGGGGCACCUCGGUGUCUGUACAGGGGUGCUGUGUGAUCAUUUUAAAUAUUAACUGGUUUAAAUAUAAAUUUAAAACUCAAAUAACAGCAAAAACGGUGAGGCCACAUUCUUUUUUUUUAUUGAUUUUUCUCAAAUAACACUUUUUCAGUUAGUAACUAUUCUCCAAAUUAUUCACAUUGUACAUUGAAAAAUGUGGAUGUUUAGUAGUACUCCAUUUAAAAAAAAAAGUCUAGAUUCCUAAUACUUUUUCUCUAAACUUAAAAAAAAAACUGAUAACAAAAUGUUGAUACAUAUCAGUUUUAUUUACCUCAGUUACCUUUGGCUAAUAGUAUUAAUAACGCGACUGAUGUUACUCUGAUCAGAACAGGAUUUGAUUGCAAGGGUGCCUUUAGAAAAACUUAGUUUAAAAAGGGAGCCAUAAGUCUAAAAAGUUUUGAAAGCACCAAACUAGUUGAUAUACUUUUAUACUAAAUGAUUAAGGAAAUUAUUUAGAAAAUAUAAACAUUUAUAUAAUGUAUUAUAUUUCAAAUACCUGAAUAAAAUUAACCACAAUCAGAUUUUCAUAAAAUUUUAUAAUCAUAAUCCUGCAAACACUGCUUUAUGAUAAAACAAGUGAUAAAAUGAAAGAUUAUGUAUCUAUAGACUGUUAUUAUUUAUUAAUAUCAUCAGGUAGUUCAGAUAUAAUAUUACAGUAAACUUUGAAUACUUCAAAAUUCAGAAGAACGAGGUGAAAAUUUGAUUUAUAUAGGUUUUUGAUUUAAUGAGAGUUUGAGGUAAAAUUCAAAUUAAACUUUAUUAAAACUUAUAUUAUAUAUUUAUUAUUUAAUAUAUUUUACAUUUAUUAUUUUAUCUAAGUACAUAUUAUGUACCUUGCAAUUUAUGAUUCGUACUACUCUACCCUCAUGUACUUAUAAUAUAAUUUUAAUAAUAAUACAUUAAAAAUUAAUUUUGUAUAUGUUUAACAUUAUUCUUGUAAAUGUUAGAUCUGUAAAUAUUUUAUGAAAAUAAAAUAAAAUAUAUAAUUUAAAAAAAAAAAAUCAUUGAUAAACAAUAUGAUUAUAGUCUAGAAAUAACAGCUAUUUGGGAAAUUAUUACUGAUAUAGUGAUAUGCUAUUAUUAUAUAAUCACUAUCAUUAUUUUUUGAUGUUAAAAUGAUAUAUUCUAGGUCUAGUACUAGUAAAUUUGUAUUAUAAAGGUUUUGGCUAAAAAUAUUUAAAUUGUAGAGUGCAGUCUCUUUAUUAUUCACAUAUUUAUUUUGAAUUAUGGAGGUUUUUUUCAGAGGAUCAAAUGUUAAAUUUAAUUUAUGGUGGUCUUCAAAUAAUUAUGAGUACUUAUUAUGUAGCAAUUUAAUAUUAUUGUAAUUUUACUAUCCAAAAUAUAUUAAAUGGAAAAAAAAUCUUGUAUUUAACAUGAUUUGUAAAAACGUUAAACUAAAAAAACUAAUUAAGCAUCAAUGAAUUAAUUAUUUGUGUUUUCAGACAAUUAUUAAAUGAUAAUGAACUUUUUGAAGUUCGUGAAGCUUGUGAUAUGGCUAUUGAUCUUAAUAAGUUAAAAAUGAAAGUUUAUGAAUAUGUAGAAAGUAGAAUGACUUUUAUAGCUCCUAAUCUAUCUGUCAUUGUUGGUGCAUCAACAGCUGCUAAAAUUAUGGGUAAUUUGUUUAAAAUUUUCUAUAUUAUUAUAAAUUUCUUAACUUAUUUGUAUUUAUUAAUUCAUUAGGUGUUGCAGGAGGCUUAACAAAUUUAUCAAAAAUGCCAGCUUGUAAUGUUCUAUUAUUAGGCUCUCAAAAAAAACUUUUAUCUGGUUUUUCACAAGUAAAUGCAAUGCCUCACACAGGUUUUAUUUUUCAUUGUUCAUUGGUACAGAAUAAUCCACCGGUAUGAAAUGGUUAUUAACUAUUAUAUCUACUUUUUUUUUUGCCAAGUUUUAAUUUCUUCUGUUUUUUAGGACUUACGUAGGAAAGCCGCCAGACUUGUUGCAACUAAAAGUACUUUAGCUGCAAGGGUUGAUGCCGCACAUGAAAGUAUUGAUGGUCAUAUAGGAAUAAUUUUAAAAGAAGAUAUUGAAAAAAAAUUGGACAAAUUAACAGUUAAUAAAUUAUAAUAUUCAUAAUAAUAAAUUAUAUAACAUAAGUAUAUUACUACAGUAAAACCUCCUUAUAGCGGACCCCUAUAAAGAGGAAAACAACAAUGGUUCAGUGUAACUGGUAUCCUGUAUAUUUUAAUCUCUCUAUGAUGUAAACUCCUUUAUAACAGAAAAAUAAGUUGGUACUAAGCGAUUCCAAAAUGAAAAGGUUUUACUGUAUAUUCUUUUUAAAGAUUGCCUUUUGCUGAAACUGAUCAUAAUUUAGUCUGUCUUAUAAUACAAACAUCUGCAUAGUUUUUUUUAUUUUAAAAUCGUGUUUAGGUUCUAUGUAUUUUAGAUUCUGUUUGAAGUGAGGAAUGUAUUGGUUUUACAAUGAUGUUUAUUUAUUUAUUUUUUAUACUAUGUACAAAAAUUCUACCAGGAAUCUUGCUCCUAAAUUCCCCUUUAUAUCCCAACUUCUCACUCACAAUAGUGGCCCACCAAUUAUACAAAGUAUGCUCUUUUUUUAUAGCGAAUAUUAAACAUUCAAUUUAAAUUUAGCUUUAUUAACAAUAUAAAUUAUAUUGCUAUUUUAUUUAUGUUAAUUAUUUUAAAUUACGUGUAACAUUUCUAAUUUUUACAGGAACCACCUCCAGUUAAAUUUGUUAAACCUCUACCCAAACCAAUUGAUCCAGGUCGAAAGAAGCGAGGAGGUAAAAGAGUUCGUAAAAUGAAGGAACGUUAUGCUGUUACAGAGCUACGGAAACAAGCAAACAGAAUGAAUUUUGCUGAUGUAAAUGUUCAGUAAAAUGUUUUUUAUAUUUUACAUUUAUUUAAACCAAAUUUAAAAUGUAGAUUGAAGAUGAUGCUUAUCAAGAAGACUUAGGAUAUACUCGAGGAACUAUUGGAAAAUCAGGAACUGGUAGAAUUCGUCAUGCUCAAGUUGAUGAAAAAACUAAAGUACGUAUUUCAAAAACACUCCAAAAAAAUUUACAAAAACAACAAGCAUGGGGUGGUGCUACUUCAGUAAAAAAACAAGUAUCUGGUACUGCAUCAAGUGUGGCUUUUACUCCUCUUCAAGUAAGUUAUUAUACAUAUAUUUCUUUAAUAAUGAUUUAAAUAACAUAAAUGUUUCUUCACUCAAUAUAGAAUGAAAAAUGCCAGAUUUAUUUGUAUAUUAGUUUGUAAAGUUUUGUGUGCCUAUUUUUAAAGGAAAUGGUAGACUGUGAAAACAAUAAAAAAGAAAAAAUCAGUAGGCCCAGCUGGUAGAAGUAGCAUAUCUAAGAACCAAUUUGGUUUUUUCUCAGGGAAAUUGACAAUGGAGAUAGUGUUUUGUGUUAGACAAAUUGUAAAAAAGUAUAGAGAAAAGAGGAAAACCUAUGAAAUAUAAAGUAAUAAAUAUAAUAUACUAAUUGUUUUAUUUACAAUGUUAUGUUGAUUAAUGUUAUGGUUUUAUAUUAUCAAUGAUGUUAUGUAAAUUAAUUAAUCACGCAUGUGUACUGUAACUCCCUACGCCACCACAAGCUUAGCUUAAAGGUGUAAGUAAUUUUUGUUAUUACUUAAAUGUAUUUAUUUUAAUAAUAAAAAAAUUUACACAUUUUUCUCCAAAUCGAUGUCCCCCGCAAAGAUAAACAGAUCAAAAAAAAAAUAUAAUAUUUACAGCGCUAGAAAAAUCCGUCAACAUAGUGGGACACACUGUAUAUUAUAAUAAAAAAAAAAAUUCAUUUUCAAAAUGUAUACAUCAAUUUUUAUCUUUUUUAUGUUUUUAUCAAUUUGAAAUGCAAUCCAGUUUUUGGGUUUGUAUUUUCUAAGUAGGACUGAUUAUAUUUCAUGGUUCAGAGUUAGGGGGGUUGAGAAAAAAAUAUAACAGAAAAUGAGUGUAGCAAAAGAUGGGAUUGCUUGCUUAGGUGCAUGAAUGGAAUGACAAGAGAAGAUAAGAUAUGGAAUGAAUAAAUAAGCAAUAAAUAGUAGUCAAAAUGAGAGAAAAUAGACUGAGAAAGAGGAAUUGAAACCAAUAAUAAUGGUAAUGUAAAUAAGCAUAGGAGAAGAAAGACUAAAAAAAGGUGGAUAAUCCAAUUCAGAAUAAACGUACGACAGGUGUAUGCAAAAAUGAUGUGAGAGAUCGGGUUUAUGAAGCUUAGGGUGAGAGUUGUCGACUCCAAAAAGUUUGUUUAAAUGUGAAGAAAAACACUAUGAAGUAUUAUUAAAGUACUACGUCAGAAUAACUAUUUCUGAAUACUCUGAACAAUGGUUUAAUAAAAUUAUUGUACCUUAAAAUUAGUUAAUUUUGAAAAUGUUAACUGAAUAAAUAACAAAGGUAAAAACCUGUUAAAAAAAGUGUUAAAUAUACAAACUCCAAAUUAUUAUUUAGCUAGAUUUCUUAUCUAACACACCUUAUUAAAAAUAUUUAGGUCUGUAUGACCUUGUAGGCAAGGUUAUUUAAUAGUACUAUAAUAUUAUGAUUAUGUCUGGGAUUUCAAUGCAUUUUAAAUUGUUUUCCAAAGCUUACUGUACAUACAAUAAGCAUUGCUUAUUUUGCAUUUUUUAACUAGUUAUUUUUAAUUUUUAAAGCCUAGCAUGUGUUUCUUGUACUUUUUUUGGAAUUUUAUGAGGUAUUCCUAGGCCUAAUUAUGAUCAAUAGUAUUAUAUAACUUAUUAGAAUGUUUUAUAACAAAUAUUCUUUAUGUUUUAGGGACUGGAAAUAGUUAACCCACAGGCAGCUGAAAGUAAAAAUUCUGGUAUAAGUUCUGCUAAAUAUUUUUCCAACACUGCAAGUUUUGUUAAUGUAAUAAAUAAUAAACAAUAA
Messenger RNA from Cinara cedri, 6042 nucleotides. Lineage: Eukaryota; Metazoa; Arthropoda; Insecta; Hemiptera; Aphididae. The record is from the annotation of a GenBank genome assembly.